Mya arenaria is the source of this 3310-nucleotide messenger RNA. RefSeq names its product T-box transcription factor TBX20-like. Gene Ontology annotation, cellular component: nucleus. Gene Ontology annotation, biological process: cell fate specification; heart development; positive regulation of DNA-templated transcription. The transcript has 7 exons. NCBI's taxonomy places the organism in Eukaryota, Metazoa, Mollusca, Bivalvia, Myida, Myidae. The record is from RefSeq and is a predicted model, not a curated record. Gene Ontology annotation, molecular function: RNA polymerase II cis-regulatory region sequence-specific DNA binding; DNA-binding transcription factor activity, RNA polymerase II-specific. The coding region runs from base 223 to 1866 and encodes 547 amino acids.
CAUGUAACAACCCAAAUAAGUAAACACAGAAUAGCUUUGAAACAAUGCGGAUGGGUACUUAACAUUUUGGCCUUCGAUAUUGUUAAUAAAAUAUUGUGGAACGGAUUCUUGUUAAAAAAGUUGAUUUCAUGCAAACGUGCAGACUUGCGAUGGUUGUUGUUGAGCAUACUAUUUAUUGAGAAUUAUCUGUGUUAUUAAAACAAUAGGUGCAAUUUAAGCAAAAUGGAAACUUUGAGCGAAGAUUCAAACUCUUCUGUGGGAAGCUAUCAUAGCAAUAACAGCCCUAUAAACUUUUCUAAAAAUCAGGGCCAUAUGUCCACAAAGGCAUCAGCAUUUUCUAUAGACGCAUUAAUCGGAAAACGGACAUUAGCGCAGAUGCAUACAAAUGACAUUCCGUCGGCACUGAAUGGUCAUAUUUCCGACGAUAAUGACCAUGAUCGUGAAACACCCUCCGUUCCGUGCUGUGAUUCGCCGCCGACGAAAAGGCUCAAACAUUCCGACGGCGUGGCCCUUGCUCCGCUAGAGCGCCUAGUGGAGACGGCGACCUCACUGAGCUCCCAGAAAUCACCGGUCACAGAGGACCUCUCCAGUCCCCGGAAGGGGGACACGCCCACAUUUCCGGUCAAAGCACCAGCACGGGACGCAGACACAGAUGAUGUUGACGUAGCAAGCGAAGCGGCGCCGUCACCAGAGUGCUGCCAGGAGCUCGCGGACGUCCAGUGUUGCCUGGAGACGAAGGAACUCUGGGACAAGUUCCACGAGCUGGGCACGGAGAUGAUCAUCACCAAAACCGGAAGACGAAUGUUCCCAACUGUGCGCGUGUCCUUCACGGGCCUGGAACCAGACACGCGCUACUCAGUACUCAUGGACAUAGUUCCGGUGGACAACAAGCGCUACCGGUACGCCUACCACCGCUCCUCCUGGCUCGUGGCCGGCAAGGCGGACCCGCCACUUCCCACUAGGUUUUACGUGCACCCGGACUCCCCGUUCUCCGGCGAGCAGCUUAUGAAGCAGACUGUCUCCUUCGAGAAACUCAAGCUAACAAACAACAUGCUGGACAAAAACAGCCAGAUAAUCCUGAACUCUAUGCACAAGUACCAGCCGCGCAUCCACAUCGUGCGGAAGCGGGACACCACCCCCUGCCUGCCGUCCGUCACGAGCCUUGACGCCGAGGAAUUUAAGACGUUCGUCUUCCCAGAAACCACCUUCAUCGCCGUCACCGCAUACCAGAACCAACUCAUUACAAAGCUGAAGAUCGACAGUAACCCGUUCGCCAAGGGAUUCCGGGAUUCCACCCGGCUGACGGAGUUUGACAGUUUCUACCCGGGUAGGGACGGGAUGGAGGGGCUGAUAUCCCAGCACAGCUACGCCCGCUCCCCGCUCAGGGCCUACACCGAGGCGGAGAUUGAAGAGUCGCUCAAACAACACAGGGAAAUGAUGGCGAGAGAAGAUCCAUCAUCACUAGAGAAGCAAGGAUUGAUGACGUCACCUUGGUCAAUGUGGCGUCCAUUACCUACUUCAUUACUCGGGGGUUCCCCAUAUCCGCCGACAGACAGGUCUUCUUUGUACGCACUGUAUGGUGGACUUUUUGGACUAAACAACUCAAACUUUAUGUUCCCCGCACUGGGGUUGCACCCUUUUAUGGCUGCAAAUAAUUUAAAUUCAAUGAGACUGAGAGGAGAAGGAGUUUCAGCUACGUCUGUGUACAAUUCAGAUGGAAGCCCCAACGCGCAUGCGCAGUUGCAUUACCCUAGCGCCCUCUAUAGGUAUCACCCGUAUUUGACCAAUGAGAAACUGGCUGCUCAGAAAACAUCUACGUCAUCAACAGAAUCAUCGCCUUCAAGCAUAGACGGGGGAAGACCUUGACACACUUCUUUCUAAAAUAGUUCCAAGUGGUGAAAAAUUAUAUUCAUUCUUGAACGUUUAGUCAUUAUUGUAUUGUGAUUGUGAUAUUUAUUUGUAAAUACAACGGUAGUUUUAAUAUAUAGAAAACAGUUUCUGUACUUAAGUGUGAUUAAAGUCCUAUAUUAGGUUGUCUCAAGAAUACAUCAAAAGAAAAGAUCUCUUGUUUGGGUGUACAUAAUUAAACGCAUACUAUACGAUUUCCUUAUAUACUUAUGUAUGUAAGGAGUAGGUUUUAACUGCACAAUAUUUUCUUCACAAACUUAACCAGUUCACUUAAGCACAGUUGUUCGAAGGUAAUUUAAAGAGCCAUUUUAUACUUAUAUAUUUUUUAAUUUAUUCCAAAAAAGAUUUUUAGAAAUUAAUAAUAAACAUUUUUUUUAACAAGGCUGUGGAAAAAAUAACCGAGCUUAUGUUAUGACAAAUUCUUGUGAUUUCGGCUAUCAAAAAAUAACAGUCAAUAUAAUGCGUCUCCCUGCCUCACACCCGUCAAGACGCAAUUUCACGGCCACUGAGGACAAUUGACAAUCAAACAAAACAAUACUAUUUUUCAAUUUCGCAAGUCAGUAAAAACUCAAAGGCUUUUCUCCAGUGCUCGCAGUAAUUAUGUGUAGUUUUAGGACAAGAAAAUAAGGAAUUUCUCCUAUUAUGCCUGAUAUUUAAGAAACAUAUAAGAAUAUACUCAAGAAAAACAUUGCAGCUUUCUGCUUUCUAGAUGCGUAUUUUAUACUAUUUUGUAUAACUGUGUCUGUUCCCGCUUUGCUAGUUAAUGUUGAAAUGAGUAUUUGUUAGAUCAUCGACAUUGUGUUAAUACAUUGGACUUUUUGUACUGGUCAUGUUUUUCUAAGAAAAGUACCAUUGUUUUCCAUUGCGAUUGUUAUGUUUUUUCAUUUAUUGAUAAUCCAUUUCUAACAAUAUUAUAAGUAUGAAUUCACAAUGUCGUCAAAUCAUCGAUUAAUCUCAAAUACUCCGUACACAUCGGUGGUGGUUUUAGGGACCGAGAUUUACCGGAAGUGACAGCUGACUGAUUGCCAAUUCCCACCAGUCGCUCUGAGUUUGUCCACGAUGAAAACAAUCAUUUUGGGGCAGCCGAGUGUUAAAUCGAAUAAGAAUUGCAUUUAGUAAGUGUUAAACUGUGUGAAAUUGACAAGAGAACUUCAAACAGUUCUUGUGAUUUCCGCAUUCGCCUGUUUAUUCAGAAACUUGGUCUGGGGAAACUUUGAUUGUUAUUUUCUUGGUUAAUUUUGCUUGAAUUGAUUAUUUUCGAUUCUUUGCUUUAGACUGAUUUGUUACUGAUUUAUACAGAUGACUUGAUUGAUUCUUGCCAUAUUUUGUACAGAAGCUAUUUAUUUUAUACCAUGUUUUGUUGACUAUUCACUGCAUACAGUAAUAAAGAGAAAAAAACACA